Messenger RNA from Nilaparvata lugens (brown planthopper), 2488 nucleotides. Its product is annotated as dehydrogenase/reductase SDR family protein 7-like. NCBI's taxonomy places the organism in Eukaryota, Metazoa, Arthropoda, Insecta, Hemiptera, Delphacidae. The coding region runs from base 303 to 1280 and encodes 325 amino acids. The transcript is spliced from 7 exons. The record is from RefSeq and is a predicted model, not a curated record. Gene Ontology annotation, cellular component: membrane. Gene Ontology annotation, molecular function: oxidoreductase activity.
UUGGCAGCUUUCUCAGCAUUUUUUGUCAUUUCUCACUCACUCUCAGACUCAGUUUGUGUUUGUACUUUGUAGUACAUUGUUGUAGAUUCUACUAAAUAAAUAAUAGUAAUAGCCUAUACAAACUUGGUGAAAGCAAUUUUAAAUACUUAUUUAGUUACCAUUAGAUCCUUUGCGUUCUGUGUUGAAAACUCAUUCUACUAAAUUAUGAUGUUUGAUUUCUUUUAACCAACAAAUCUACAGAAUCUCAAUAAUUUUCUAGUCAAAUUACUGUAGUAGAAGAAGAUAAGCACAUUAUUUUUACAAUGGGGAAAAAUGAUAAGCCAACCACCUCUCAAAUGUCUGAAAUGGAUGGUCCCGGCUGGACAUUCUUAUGGUGGAUGUUAACUUCAGUGUUCAUUCCAAUUUCCAUUCCAUACCUUGUUUACAAAAUAUUCUACUCGAAAACUACAAAAUACAAGCUUCAGGGAAAGGUUGUUUUAAUAACAGGGGCCAGUUCAGGCCUGGGUGAAGCUCUGGCACACUCCUUCUAUAAAGCUGGCUGCAAAGUGAUCCUCACAGCUAGAAGAGAGAAAGAGCUAGCAAGAGUCAAAAACGAUCUACUCUCGUUACAUCCUACAGUACCCACCUACCCUCCGGUAGCUCUCCUACUGGACAUAUCCAAACUAGAGGACAUUCCGAAGUAUGUGAGUGAAGUACUGGCCAUUCACAAGAAUGUUGACAUCCUUGUCAACAACGCUGGCAUCUCGUAUAGGGGUGAUGUCAUGUCAACUAAGCUGGAAGUUGAUGAACAGGUGAUGGCAGUCAACUACUUCGGGACAGUUGCGUUGACUAAGGCGCUUCUCCCGCAGAUGGUUGAGGGAAAUGGAGGCCAUAUUGUUGCGGUGAGCAGUGUACAGGGUCGCAUCGCAGUCCCGCAUCGCUCUGCGUACGCCGCGUCCAAACAUGCCUUGCAAGCGUUUUUCGACUCGCUGCGUGCUGAGUUAGCUGGUAGUAAUGUCAAGGUGACUGUCGUAAGUCCCGGUUAUAUCAAGACGAAUCUCUCACUGAAUGCUGUUACCGGUAGUGGAGAGGUGUAUGGAGAAAUGGACGAAACAACAGCAUCGGGUUAUUCCCCAGAAAUGGUGGCCAAUAAGAUUGUGGUGAGUGUAGCGAAGCAGAAAAACGAGGUAGUGAUUGCGCCGUUGUCAGCUCGUAUCGGCAUCGGUCUGCGUACAGUGUUGCCAAGUCUCUAUUUUCGCAUUAUGGAACGCAGAGCUGCCAAAGCUGCUAAGAAGAAGUGAAUCCGAAACACUUAUAAGUAUCACUUAUUCUGAAGUAAGUGAGUGUGCACUGACUGUCUAUGACCUAAAAAUGAAUGAACCAGAAUCACUUCUGUUGAUCAUUUUUUUCUGACAUAAUUGCAGAAGUAAGUGAGUGUCGAUUGAUUGUUUUUGAGCCAAAAAUAAGUGAACCAGGGUCACUUCUGUUGAUCAUUUUUUUCUGACAUAAUCGCUGAAGUAAGUGAGUGUCAACUGACAGUGUUUGACCCAAAAAAUAAGUGAACAAGUAUCUCUUCUGUGGUUAAGAUCUCUUCUGUUAUUACUAGUUCUAUCAUGGUCACUUAUUCUGACUUGAUCACAGAAGUAAUAUUAUCACAAAUUAAUGAAAACAAUAUAACAAUAUUGUAGUAUCUUUCAAGUUGAAAAUGACUAAAGUUAGGGUCGAAACUAGUUGUUGAACUAUUUUAAAGUUUUUGAAAAAUAAAGGGUACUACAAGAUUUUUAUAUUGUUUCAAUUAAUUUGUUAAAAAGUAGCCCAUGUAAGUUGAGUGUUUUUUUAUUGCUAUCACUUAUGAUGAUAAUAAUAAUAAUGAUCAUUUAUUUACUCUGACAUAAACACAGUAGGAAGUUAGUGUCGACUGAUUGUGUCUGAGACAAAAUUAAGUGAACCAGGAUCAUUUCUGUGGUGAAGAUCUCUUAUUUUAUCCGUAAUUAUAAUAUUAUAAUCACUUAUUCUGACUUGAUCACAGAAGUGGAGCUAUAACUAUUAAGAUUAUCACUUAUUCUGCCAUAGCCACAGAAGGAAGUGAGUAUUGACUUUGAGCCAAAAAUGAGUGAACCAGAAUCACUUCUGCGGUGAAGAUCCCUUCUGUUAUCACUUAUGAUGAUCACUUAUUUUGACAUAAACACAGAAGUGAAGUCAGUGAGUUGUAUUGAUUGAUAGUGUCUGAGCCAAAAAUAAUUGAACCAAUAACACUUCUGCGGUAAAAAUCUCUUAUUUUAUCUCUAAUUAUAUGAUUACCACUUUUUUAUAUAUUUCAUCUAUAUACAGGGUAUAAGGAUUGAUCAAUUUUUACUAAAAUUCAGUUUCCUAAUUGAACUUAAUUAUUCAGACUGGAUCGCAGAAGUAAAGUUAGUGGCUUGUGUCGACAAGACAUGAUCAGACACGUUCAGUCACAAUACUUCACAUAGUUGCUUAUGAAGACAUGUCUAAUUGCAAUGACUAAUCA